CUCAGAAAGUCGUUGUCUCUGAUGUCUGAGCUGUAAGACAGGGAUAGAGCGUGGAGAGAGACAGAGAGAGAGAGGAGUACUUCACUGGGCAAAAAAAAUUUUGAUUUUUAAAUAUGAAUCGAUCUCUUGUUCUGUUUGUCUAAGAAGAAGAAUUAGAGCUAGCAAUAUAGUUAGAGAUUUUGUGGGUUGUUGUUUGUUUUUCAGUUGAGUGAAGGGAAAGGUGUUAGAUUUGGAAAUGGCAACAUUUGCAGGGACAACCCAGAAAUGUAAGGCUUGUGAGAAGACGGUUUACUUGGUGGAUCAGCUCACAGCUGAUAACAAGAUCUAUCACAAGGCUUGCUUCCGAUGCCACCAUUGCAAGGGUACCCUAAAGCUGAGCAACUACUGCUCAUUCGAAGGUGUUCUGUACUGCAAGCCUCACUUUAACCAGCUCUUCAAGAUGACAGGCAGUUUGGACAAAAGUUUUGAAGGUGCUCCAAAAGAUGUUAGAGUGGACAAAUCAGCUGAUAAGGACCAAGCCAACAAUAAAGUUUCGGGUUUGUUUGCUGGAACUCAAGAUAAGUGUGUGUCCUGCAAGAGAACUGUGUACCCACUUGAAAAGGUAGCAGUUGAUGGUGUCUCAUACCACAGAGCUUGUUUCAAGUGCUCCCAUGGAGGCUGUGUGAUCAGCCCAUCUAAUUAUGUUGCCCAUGAUCACAAACUCUAUUGUAAGCAUCACCAUUCUCAACUCUUCAAGGAGAAGGGUAAUUUCAGCCAACUUGGCAAGCAUGAAGACAAUAAAGAGAUGACUGAGAACACAGUUUCCAAGUGAUGCUAGGCUAAUUCUAUGUGUUCAUCAUUCAGGGAAUUGGUGCAUAUCACAGCCUUCAUUUAUGGCAAUAUAGGAUAUCAUAUACAAUGGAUCUUGAGGCAUUAUACGUUAAGAGAGUUAUGAAUGAGUUGCAAGCAGUAUGGGUUUGGUGUCUAUCCCGGUCUUACAAUAAGCCAAGGUCUUGUGAAGCCUUUGCUUUAAAGUUCCAGUUGGGUGUGUUUUGUUGGGUCUUGGACCUCAUUAUCUUUUUAUAAGUAUAUUUAAUGACUUUUAUCAUCUCAAUAAUAGUGCUGCAUGUUUAAUGUUUGGUUUUC
Molecule: messenger RNA, 1125 nt
Organism: Macadamia integrifolia
Lineage: Eukaryota; Viridiplantae; Streptophyta; Magnoliopsida; Proteales; Proteaceae
Product: LIM domain-containing protein WLIM1-like
Exons: 5
Coding region: 236-811 (191 amino acids)
Biological process (GO): actin filament bundle assembly
Cellular component (GO): actin cytoskeleton; plasma membrane
Molecular function (GO): actin filament binding
Source: RefSeq, a predicted model, not a curated record